GGCAACAUCCGCCAAACGGGUUUGCUCUUCCUGCGCACGCAUCUCACGUUCAGAGGUUCAGACAGACAGACAUCAUGGCGGACGUGUUGGACCUUCAUGAAGCGGGAGGAGAGGACUUUCCUAUGGACGAGGAUGGUGAUGAGAGCAUCCAUAAGUUAAAGGAGAAGGCCAAGAGGAGGAAAGGACGAGGCUUCGGCUCAGAGGAAGGUGCCAGGUCCAGAAUCAAAGAGGACUAUGAUACUGUUGAACAGGACGGGGACGAGCCAGGCCCUCAGAGAUCUGUGGAGGGCUGGAUCCUUUUUGUGACAGGUGUACACGAAGAGGCCACAGAGGAAGACAUCCAUGACAAGUUUUCAGAGUUUGGAGAAAUCAAGAACCUGCAUCUCAACCUUGACCGCAGAACAGGCUACCUCAAGGGUUAUGCACUGGUGGAGUAUGAGACGUACAAAGAAGCCCAGGCAGCCAUGGAAGGGCUCAACGGUCAAGACCUGAUGGGCCAACCUAUUAGUGUCGACUGGGGAUUCGUCAGAGGCCCCCCUAAGAACAAGAGGAGGACUGGUGGACGGAGACGCAGCAGAAGUCCAGACAGGAGGCGGCGUUGAGUUUGACAGUUAUCAGUGGCCAGAGGAGUUGUCUGUCACUUCCGACGGACACUUUAAAUACCUGUCAUACCUCUCAUAAGAAUCUAAUUCCUGUUUAGUUUUUUUGUACACUAUUUGUGGAUCUAUUUGUGCUAUUCCUUAUCUCAGCUAUUAGGCAAGGAAUGUCUCUAAGAAGAAAGAAAACAAAUUGGUCUAACAGAGGCAUUCUCAGGUUUUUUGUAAGAUGUUUAUGCUGUUUUACAAUUCAACAGAAAGAUAUCAACACAGCACAGUCAGUUAUAGUUGUUUUUACUUCGAUCAGCCACUUGUAGCGCGUACAUUUUGAUGCUUUUCAUGAUUCCCUUCAUUGUUGUUUCAGUUUGCUCAAUGUAACGUACAUUUUAUUGUGCGGAAGUGUUUUGGUUUAUUACUUGGGUAAAUAUUAAACUUUUUUUAAAACUUAAA
Molecule: messenger RNA, 1046 nt
Organism: Labrus mixtus (cuckoo wrasse)
Lineage: Eukaryota; Metazoa; Chordata; Actinopteri; Labriformes; Labridae
Gene: rbm8a
Product: RNA binding motif protein 8A
Exons: 6
Coding region: 75-602 (175 amino acids)
Biological process (GO): RNA splicing
Cellular component (GO): nucleus; exon-exon junction complex; cytoplasm
Molecular function (GO): mRNA binding
Source: RefSeq, a predicted model, not a curated record